UAGGUCACAAAACCUAUGACCACUUUCACCAGUACUAUGGACGGAAUUCACAGCCGCCAUGAGGAGACAGAUCGCCCAGCGACGAGAGUCGAGCAUCACGCACUGAAUUCCGCCGCGGCUUCUCACCAGUCCGAUUUGAGGAGCUUUCCGCCGCCGGCGGAAGUUGUUGCCUCGGAGUCGGAAAUGUCCUGGGUUGCUGGCGUGUGCGAACUAACCCCCGUGAAGUGCGUCAAAACAAGGCCGCUUCAAGACGUCCUUCGCGACGCUAGCAGAAUCGCUAUUGCUACUACUAGUAGAAGGCGGCGUUCGCUGGAGAAACGGCCAUUUCAGCUAAGAAAAGGUCUGUCCUGCCAAGGCCGCGAAUCCGCCAAACGGCAACGCGGGAUAGUAAAGAAGCAGCAUUCCCAGUGGGAGGAAAGGGCGGGCGAUCUUGAAGAUCUUGAAGAUCUAAAUGGGCUGGCAGGUGACGAUGAUGACGUUAGAGAUGACUCAAGCAGCUCGAAGCUCUCCUUGCGUGGUCAACAAGAAUGCCAAAGGAUGGGCAACCUCAAGGCACUAAGCGCCAUACCUACGCCGCCUGGACGUCACAAGGUUCAGAGCAAAGAAAUAGAAGCAUCACACUUGCUGAAGCCCUUGAAGGCACCAAGCAGCACCAGACUUGAAACUAAAGGGGUUUUCAUCGAAACUGGCGAAAGGAGUGGCAGCAAACGGCAGAGGUUGGGAGCAGCCUCAAUGCGCAACACUCAAGACGGGGAGCUUGAAACUCAAGAUCCAAGCACUGCUGAAAGAGGUGCCGCGUAUCGUGCUGCCAAGCAGGAGCAGGAAAGCAGUGACGAGUCCCUGUCGGCGAGAGAGCGGAGGAGAGGCGCAGAGCCAGGCGAGCCGGAGGUCUGCUCCACUUUCCAGAGUGUCUCCAAAUCCUCUAAACAGGCCUCUCAAUCCUCUCCAAGUACGCUGAAGGAUUGUAUGCAUGGCUGCGGUAGCCCUACAAAUGCCAUUGACAUUGACACUAACGUUGGCAUUGGCAGUCGUAGGCCGACAACGAAUAUGGGAAGGGGUGGCGGCAGCGGCAGGGACAGUGGCAGUGGCAGUGGCAGCGGAAAUAGUCGUGAACGAGCAGAAGAGGAUGGGGACGGAGCGGAGGCAAGUGUGACAGCUGGGGUAGGCAAAAAGGAGGGUGAGAAAGAUGGAGCGGAGGGCAACGCAGGUGAUCGUACCAAGGGUCGUGGUGGGAAUUGUGAGGACGGAAUGGAAGGCGUUGGUGGUGUGCAUGCUGUACUACAUCCAGCCAGUGAUGCAGCAGAGGACAACGCAGGUGAUUGUACCAGGGAUCGCGGUGGGAGGAAUUGUGAGGCAGAGGACAACGCAAAAAAGGGCGCUGGGCUGAAAAAGAAUUGCCAGGCUGUAUUGUAUCUAGUCAGUGAUGCAGCAGAGGUCAGUCAGGGUGGCACAUAUGUUAUUAAGCCUGUGGUGGGUACGAGGGAUGUAGAUAGAAACGGUGAAGUGCCAAGUGCAGGGAGGGGAGCAGGACAUGCCAAGUCCACAGCAAAUGGUGGGAUUAAGAGGGGUAUUGCUGGUGAGGGGGACGUUGGUGAUGGGGGCAAUGGUAAGGGGGACGCUGGUAAGGGGGACGCUGGUAAUGGGGAUGCUGGUAAGGGGGACGCUGGUAUGGGGGGCGCUGGUAAGGGGGAUGCUGAUAUGGGGGAUGCUGGUAAGGGGGAUGCUGAUAUGGGGGGCGCUGGUAAGGGGGAUGCUGAUAUGGGGGGCGCUGGUAAGGGGGAUGCUGAUAUGGGGGGCGCUGGUAAGGGGGAUGCUGAUAUGGUUAAUGCUGAUAUGGGGGAUGCUGGUAUGGGAGCUGAUGGAAAUGCUGCUAUUGGGGAAGUGAAGAAGGCUGAAGAUGAGGCAGGGGAACGGGGGGGCACCGACAGGGGAUGCGUUGGUCAGGGGACCGCUGAGACAGGGGCUGAUGAGAACGCUGCUUUUGGGGAAGUGAAGAAGGCUGAAGUUGAGGCGGCAAGGGCCAGGGCUGGAGAUCUGCGAGUGGGAGUCAAGAGAAUGGCUGCACAGACCUUUGAGUCCACUCAAAAGUUUGUUGGGGAAGUGAGGAAGGCUGAAGAUGAGGUGGCAAGGACCAGCCGGGCUGGAGCUUUGCACGUGGGAGUGGAGGGUAUGAUUGUGCCGACCUUUGACCUCAACUGCAUUCCCUCUGGCUGCAGCAGCGAUGGCGACUGUGAGGGCGCUGGGGAUGGUGGCGGGGACGGUGAUAGUGGGGGCGGUGAUGGUGGUGGUGGUGAAUUUGGCUUUGCUGUGGGAUAUUUGGGACAUAGGCUGCUUCAGAGGCAGAAACAGACGCAGAAAAAGCAGGAGAAGCAGCAGCAGCAGCAGCAGCAGCAGAAGCAGCAGCAGCAGCAGCAGCAGCAGCAGCAGCAGCAGCAGCAGCAGCAGGUGCUGGAGAAUGGAAGUACCAGCCGACUAGCGAUAGGUCCGAAUGAUUCCGCUGCAGCAACACUCGUUAUCGCAGCAAAAGAAUCCAAGGUACGGCAACAAGAACGUCCCACCCUCCCUGACCCCAGCUCUUUUGGCACCUGCCAUGCCUCUUCAGGGGAUUCUUCAGGAGGGCCUUCAGGAGAUUUGUUUCUAGAGGCACCUAAUGGUGCUGAAAUCACCAUCCGACCACAACCCACCACCCCUCCACAACCUAAGGUGCCACAUGGACUGCUGUCAAAUCCGAACCGUUUUCGCUUGCAUCCUCACCAACGGUUUGAGCUCCUGCAUACCAUGAGGCAACCCUACCCCCAGCCACACCAGCAGCCCCACCAGCAACCCCACCAGCAACCCCAACAGCAACCCCACCAGCAACCCUGUCACCAGCUAUACCAGUACCCUCAGCAUUCAGUCAACCAGCAAUUGUCCCAACAACCCCAGCAGGAGCCCGACCAGCAGCUAUACCAACUCCCUCACCAUUCAACCAGCGAACAACUCUCCCAACAACCCCACCGGCAACCCCAGCAGCAACCCCAGCAGCAUCCCCACCAGCAUCCCCACCAGCAUCCUCACCAGCAACCCCACCAGCAACCCCACCAGCAACCACUCCACCUGCAGCCCUCCCACCAGCCCUCUCAGCAGUUCUUCCUGCAACCUCAGCUCCAGUCCAACCAGCAACAUCAGUUCCAUUCAGACCAGCAUAUUUUUCAACAACCCAGACUGCAGACAUGCAAUCAAGAACCGUACAUACAACCCUCCUGCCAAUCCUGUCAUGCCAAGUGUACCAUUCUCAAUGCUACUGGCCCAUGUUUUCAUGUACCUGCUACCAUUGCUGGCCCGUCUUUCCCAUGCCUUCGCCCUAGCGAUGGCAUCCCCUGCUACCCUGUCAAAAGAGACCCCUGAUAUUGUUCAUGGUGACCCGAUAAACUUACUAUCCUCUAUUCGACGAAAACUCGAGCCGUUUGGAAUCUCUUGCUGACUCUUGCUGACGCUAUUUAACUUGAU
Molecule: messenger RNA, 3489 nt
Organism: Closterium sp. NIES-67
Lineage: Eukaryota; Viridiplantae; Streptophyta; Zygnematophyceae; Desmidiales; Closteriaceae
Source: the annotation of a GenBank genome assembly